AUGCCGCCUCAUCCUGUUAAUAUCUCGCAGCAACAAAAGCAGCAAUAUUGUAAUAUUUAUCAAGAUCAAUUUAUUCCUACAAAGCAACAUUGUCUCAGAGUAAAGCAACUACUACGCGCACUCCAUCCUGACCAUGAGCACGAUUCGACAUCUCUCAUUUACAUGAAAGGGAAAACUGGAGAAACAAGAGACAGCACAGACGUCGAUUUAGAAUUCAGGCAGGAGAGUAAUUUUUUCUAUCUCACAGGCGUGGACGAACCUGAUUUUCAACUUAUUUUUCAUCUACAAAAUGAACGAGUUUACCUCGUUGCACCUACUGUACCUGAAAACGAAGUCUUAUGGAAAGGCCCAAACUUUCAACCCGCCGAUUUACUCGUCCAAUAUGAUGUCGAUGAGAUCAUUCCUGAGCAAAACUUCUCGCAAUUGAUAUACACUUUAGAUCCGAAAAGGAUUUACGUUUUAGAUGAGCAACAGCAAAUUGCACUCAGUCAAUCGAUAUCAACAUUACCAGGAUCAGCAUUAAUGAAAAUAGAUACUCAAUCCCUUUUACCUGCUCUACAUGAGUCCAGACUUAUUAAAUUUCCUUGGGAGAUUGAGCUUUUACGUCACGCCAUGCAUGGUUCCUCUCAAGCGCAUAUUAUGUUGAUCCAACAGUUUCAACCUGGUAUGACAGAAGCUCAUCUUACGGCUCUUUUCCGAUGGUCUUGCGCUUGUCUGGGUAUCUUCCGACAAGCCUAUCUGCCGAUUGUAGCCUCUGGAGCACGUAAUGCUAUAUUACAUUAUAACAGUGCUAAAAAUCAACGCCAACGCGUGCCUGUACAUGAUCUCCACGCUUUAGUCUUGGUCGACGCUGGUGGAGAAAGAGCAUGCUAUAGUAGUGACAUUACAAGGACAUUCCCGGCUCAGGGAAGAUUCUCCGAAGAAGCCAAAACGAUCUACAAUAUCGUACUCAAAAUGCAAAAGACUAUUUUAUCUAGGUUAAGACCUGGUGUUUUUUGGGCAGAUAUGGAAGAUCUAGCUAUCCAAAUAUUAUGUAAAGAAUUAGUAAGAAUUGGUAUCCUCGUUGGUGACAAUAUAGAUGAGCUUAUUCAAAGAGGCUUACCAACUGCCUUUUUUUAUCAUGGCCUAGGGCAUUCAGUUGGAUUGGAUGUACAUGACGUUGGAGGAAGAAAACCUUAUAUAACAACGAAUACCGUGAACAAAGCAGCAACUGUAGUCAACAACUGUAAUCAUAUAGAACCCAACAAGAAAGAAGAGGAUGAACUAUCAGCAUUUCUAGAAGAUAGACCAUUAGAGAAGAACAUGGUGCUGACAGUAGAGCCCGGAUUAUACUUUAAUGAUACAUUAUUAGAUAUUUGGACACAAUUUCCAGGGUACCAGUCUUACUUUAACCUAAACGCACUAGCAAAAUAUCGGAAAGUGGGUGGCGUUCGAAUUGAAGACACAAUCGUGAUCACAGAUAGUGGGUACGAAAAUCUAACGUCUGUGCCCAAAGAAAUAGAUGAGAUUGAAAGUUUAAUGAAGCAGAAUGAUAGUAUACUAGCGGUAGACUCGUAA
Messenger RNA from Mycotypha africana, 1557 nucleotides. RefSeq names its product peptidase M24, structural domain-containing protein. Gene Ontology annotation, molecular function: manganese ion binding; metalloaminopeptidase activity. Lineage: Eukaryota; Fungi; Mucoromycota; Mucoromycetes; Mucorales; Mycotyphaceae. The record is from RefSeq and is a predicted model, not a curated record. The transcript has 5 exons. Bases 1 to 1557 code for a protein of 518 amino acids.